AUGUUGGUACCUUUGCUCUUUCUCCUAGUAUGGUGUCUGGAAGAAUCUAGGGCCUCAUCAGAACCCGACACUCGUAUUGUCGGAGGCAAAGAGGCACCAGAGGGGUCGAUACCUUGGCAGGUUUCGAUGAGGAACAUUGAAGGCACCGAGUAUCACUUCUGUGGAGGGUCCAUAAUUGGUAAACAGUGGAUAUUGACAGCCGCACAUUGUGUAAAAGACCGUAACAUCGACUCGUAUGAAAUCGUAGUUGGAUCAAACAAGCUGUCCUCUGGUGGGACUAGGUAUAAAGUGGAAUCGGUCAUUAUUCACAAAGACUAUAAUGCGGCAUUACUUACGGAUGAUAUCAGCGUGUUGAAACUAAAAGAAGAGAUUAAAUAUGCGGACAACAUCAAGGCUAUAAAGGUUGACGCUGGCUAUGUUUAUGGUAGAGAAAACGGUGUUGUAUCAGGAUGGGGAUAUAUUGAUGUAAGUAGGAAUUGUUACAUAAAACUGUUGAAUGUUAGAACUCUCUCCGUGAAGAAUUGUAGAAACAAAUUAAGGGAUGUCACCGGCCCGAAAUACACGAGGAAUGAAAUAUGCGCGUUGAAUAAAGAAGGAGAAGGUUUUUGUCAAGGUGAUUCUGGUGGGCCAUUGGUGAGGAACAAUAAGCUGGUGGGCAUGGUAUCCUGGAACGUGCCCUGUGGAAGGGGAUAUCCUGACGUUUAUACAAGAUUAUCCUCUUAUGCCAACUGGAUUAAAGAACAUACGAGGGAUUGA
This is a messenger RNA of Zerene cesonia (dogface butterfly), 756 nucleotides long. RefSeq names its product chymotrypsin-1-like. The record is from RefSeq and is a predicted model, not a curated record. Gene Ontology annotation, biological process: proteolysis. Bases 1 to 756 code for a protein of 251 amino acids. Lineage: Eukaryota; Metazoa; Arthropoda; Insecta; Lepidoptera; Pieridae. The transcript is spliced from 5 exons. Gene Ontology annotation, molecular function: serine-type endopeptidase activity.